AGUAUGUGUACGCCAUAUUGAAUCCUCGUGUGGUGAAAGUUGUCAUAGAAAUGUGUGAUUUUACAAGUUUACAUUAUUUGUGUAAAAUAGACUAAGAACAAUUGUAAUUAUGGCAAAUAACAAUAAUGAAGGUGUAGAUAACAGUCCAGACAACUCGAAAGACGCGGGAUCGGAAAAGUCAUUCGUGGGAAAGUUCAUGUCCGGUAUUUUCAAUAGUACGCCGCUGUCCAAAUGGUUCGGAAAAGACGCCGCAUCAAGAUCAGUUAUACGAAGGCGAGAUGAAGACGAAGACUAUGAUGCCUCCUUCAGUUUUCAACCUCCAAGUAAACGUGUGAAGCUGCCCCCGGAAGCGGAACGUAACAGUUACAGUGCACAUGUUUUUGAGUCUCCAGUGGCCGUGCAUACUUCCAAUAAUGUUAACAAUGUUUCGACAAAAGUGUAUGGAAAGUUUCCUGAACCUGUGCCGGGUCCUUCUGGAAUUAAGUCUCGAAAAUUGUUCGAGAGACAUAACACGUCAAGCACAAAUACAAUUUCAACAAAUUCCUUUGAGCAUAAUUUAGAGGUAAUUAAUGGUGAUCAUGACUCAGACAGUGGAGAAUCAACUAGUGGCUACUCCUCUGCACCUAAAUUGGUCACCAAACAGAAGAGUGAAGAAACGUCAAACAAGAAUACAGAAAGCGUCGUGCCAAAAGCUCGAUCUUUGUUUACCUCUUCGACCGACUCUAGCAGCGGACGCACCUUGUUCCCAGAUAGGAGCUCUCAAAUGAAUACUUCGUUGAGCAGCAGACGCCCCACAUUCAAUGCAUCGACUUUCGGCUCGCCGAACUUCGUGGACAGAACCCUGGCAACCAAACGAAUAAUGAAUUCGCCGUUUUACAGCGGACGCACUAUGUACGGUGGAGCUUCAGCAUACGGUCGCAGGUUGGGGAAAAGCAGCGAAGAGCUGAACGUAGUACCCAGAACAUCAGUACAGAUUAAGCCAGUGAAUGAAAAAUUAACAAACGAAAACACGACACUGAGUAAAACGGCACGCAGAAUAUUGAACACUUUGGAACAGUACAGUACGCCAAUAAGUGACGCUAAAAAAAUACCCGUCAGUCCACGAAGACCGGGUCUUCUGUCGCCUUACGUAGGAGCUGCUCCGUAUUUGACGCGAGAUAAGAAAAGAGCAUUGCAUAAGGAGCUUCAAGUACCGUCGAUUCCCGAUUUGUUGCAGAUGAAACAGAAAGAAAGACUGCAGAAUAGCACAGAGACGGUGAGGCAGAUCGCUACAAAGUCGAAGUCGAGUCUAAACAAAGAAGACUAUAAGUUGCGAACGGACGAAGAUAAUAAACAGAAACACAGCAAUAAGAUGAAGAGUAGUGUGGCUUCGGCUAGACCGAAGGUGCAGUCGAUGGAGUCGGUUAGCGAAGUGAAACUACCGAAAGUUUCCUUACCGAUAACGACGUUACCGAAAUUCGACUUCGUUUUGAUGCCGUCUGGCAAUUCACACGAAACCAACCAAGUUAUCGGGGCGAGUAAAAGUUCGAAUGUGACAAAAUCUCCGGUCAGUACUAUAGCUAAACGUACCAUUGUUGUGGAGAAGAAAGAGACUGAAACUAAAGACACAGACAAGGUGAAAACGAACGACUACACCUUCUCUGAGCCGUUGGUUAUUUCAAAAGACUUGAAAUCCGUCGCAGCGAUUAAUUGUUUUAAGUUUAGCGAACCGCUUUGCAAGAAAGAGGCUUCUGAUGUGGGCAUGGUAUUUAAAUCCGGCGAUGGUAGUUUAAAGAGUGGCUUAAAAGUGAAGAACAAUGGCGAAAACGUAAACUUCACGGGAGUUAAGCCUGCGGGUCAGUUGUUGACCGGUAGUGUGAUGGAUGUUUUGGGGAAGAAAAAAGAAGCGUCAUCUGGGGUCCGCACGGUUGAACGUAAGUGGGAAUGCCCAACGUGCUUAGUUAGAAAUGCGUCGGACAAAACAAAAUGUGUGGCGUGUGACGAACCUAAACCUCAAACACAGUUAGACAAAACGGAAAGUAAAGGAUUCGGUGAUCAAUUUAAACUCUCUAGUGACAAAUGGGAAUGUACUUCGUGUUUGGUGCGUAAUAAUAAUUCGGAGACAAAGUGUGUGGCGUGCGCGGCUGCUAAACCUGGUAGCCAAAAGCCGACAGUCACUUCUGGUUUUGGAGAUAAGUUUAAACCGCCCGCUUCAACGUGGGAAUGUACAAGUUGUUUGAUUAGAAACAAGAACGAAUUAGAGCAGUGUGCAGCCUGCGGCACGGCGAAAGUGGCGAAGGGACCGGCUGCUGCUAGUUUCGGGGAUAAAUUUAAGCCUUCGAGUGACACAUGGGAAUGCGGUACUUGUAUGAUUAGAAAUAAGAAUGAGUUGGAUAAGUGUGCAGCGUGUGAAACGGCGAGACCAGGGGCUAAAACCGCGUCAACGCAAAAGCCGGUGACGUUUACAAACAGUUCUGGUACUACCUUCACCUUUGGAAUUAAACAAGAAUGGGAAUGCAAAACUUGUAUGAUUAAGAAUAAGAACGAUCUGACAAAGUGUGCGGCAUGCGAAUCGCCGAAAGAUAGCGGCUCUUCGAUGAAAACAGGUUUUGGAGAUGUAUUUAAAAUGAAGAGUGGCGAGUGGGAGUGUCCUUCCUGCAUGGUGAAGAAUAAACCCACAGUUAACGUUUGUGUUUGCUGUGGGGUGACGAAACCAGGUGGUACUAGCGAAAAACUGGCCGAAAUAUGUAAGAACGAAGAAAAGAAACCUGUAAAUAGUUUUAAUUUUGGUAUUGAUAAAUCCGCUACGACGCAGUUUAAGUUUGGAGUACCGUCUAGUACAAGUGACACUAAGGAUAGUACCGUAGUUAGUACAGCACCUACGUUCGUUUUUACCGACGCCAGUAAGUCCAUUGCGGCGACGCCAACUACUUUUACUUUUGGAAUCAAUACUCAGGAAAAAGUUGCGCCAACUCAAACUGUUACCUCAACAAGCGAAACUACAAAUAGUGUUUCGACUAACCCGUUACUUAAGCCCAGUGAGAAAUUGCCUGAGAAGGCAGCCUCUGCUCCAGUUGGGUUUAAAUUUGGCCUUGACAAUAGUUUAAAUAAGAAUACAAGUAGCGAAACUGUAGUUAGUAGUAGUGGAAAGACGGAGACGUCGUCAGUUGGGACCUUUUCGACUAGUUUUGUUCCGACCUCUAUGCCACCUCCAACGUUCCAAUUUAAGCCUGCAGCUGUUAAUGGUGACAUAAACAAACCCAAAGAGGCCGUAUUUGGCGGUGAUACUGCUAAAGCGAAUAUUUUUGGCGAUUUAAAUAAACCGAAAGAGGCAAUUUUCGGUACCGAUAAAAGUAAAGAAUCACCAUUUGCGAAACUUAGUAAACCCACAGAAUCACCGUUUAGCGGUACCGCCAAAACUGCUGAUUCCCCAUUUGGUACUACUAGUAAACCCAGCGACUCACCUUUUGGUGUUCCUAAUAAAAGCAUCGAUUCACCGUUCGGCAUCACCAGUAAAACCACAGAUUCGCCAUUCGGUGCCACCAAUAAAACCACCGAUUCGCUAUUCGGUACUACUAAUAAGACCACAGAUUCACCGUUCAGUACUCCCAAUAAAACCAAUGAGUCACCCUUUGGUACCACUACGAAAUCGGACUCGACUUUUGGCACAACCAAUAAGUCCACUGUGUUGCAGUUUGGUAACGUCACAAAAUCCACAGCGUCACCCUUCGGUACUGUUAGUACUAAACCUACAGAUUCACCAUUCGGUGGUGCCACGAAAACCACAGACUCGCCUUUUGCUGCUCCUAAUAGACCUGCAGAGUCACCCUUCACCGCAACUAGUAAACCAGCGGAUUCACCAUUCGCCCCGAGUAGUAAACCUGCAGAAUCACUCUUUGGCACAAGCAACAAACACGUCGAUUCACCUUUCCCUACACCCAACAAGUCUAUAGAAUCACUAUUUGGCAAACCGAACAAACCUGCCGACUCACCCUUCGGUACUAUUAACAAACCCACUAAUUCACCGUUCGGCAACGUCCCCGACACCAACAAGCCAAAAGACUCUGUAUUUGGUGCACCCCCUGAUGCGAAUAAACCUCAAGGUUCCCUGUUCGGCAACGUGAACGAAGCCACGAAGCCCCCAGAACCACGAUUCGGCAGCGACGCCAACAAACCUAAAGAAAUCAUGUUCGGGGCUAAACCUCCAGAGAAUAAAAAUCUAUUUGCCCCUCCCACUACAACUCCCUUCUCAUUCUCGACGAAACCCGUCGAAAGUACAAGUUCGGCGUUCCCCGCACCCCAGCCCGCAACAGGAGGGAUAUUUAAAUUCGGAGCGGAAGAGGCCCAGAAACGAUUGAAUUCGGAUUCCGCCGAUACGAAUGUCAAUGGUUUCGGAACGGCUCCGAAAAUAUCCGCGUUCGGAGGCCCCCAGACCUUCGGAACGACCGAAAACAAGCCGUUCGGCUUCGGCAGUACCGAUUCGACACCGAAGAGUUCCGGUUUUACGUUCGGUCAAACGGAGAAGCCGAAUGCCGCAGGACCUGUUUUCAAUUUUGGACCUGGUGCUCAGACUGCACCGACUGGAGGGUUCAAUUUUGCUGUGACGAAUACUGGGUUUAGUUUUGGUGGUGCACCGAAGGUCGAGAGUCAACCGUUCAAUCCGCCUAGUACUAAUAUGUUUGGUCCUGCUGGAGCUGGAGCGAAGAAUGGAAGUUUUAAUUUUGGAACGAAUGCGAAUAACAACAAUCAAAAGGCAGUCUUCAGUUUUGGAGCUAAUCAAACCAGUCAGCCAACGCAGCCUAGUUUUCCAACGCAGAGUCAACCUGGAUUUAAUUUUGUACCGUCUGCUGCGCCGUUAAAUAUGCCAGGGAGUUCUUUCAAUUUUACUGGCGCACCUCCUUCUUUCAGUUUCACAGAUGGAAAUACGAAUCAGACUCAGCCCCCUCGCAAAAUAAAGAAAGCGAUCAGACGAACGACGCAUCGAUAGUUCGCUACAGUUUGUAUAUAGAGGAGUGACUGUGGAGUUAGCGAAGCAAGUGGAGUUGUGAAAGUACGUGUUAAGUUUGUUGUAAGUUAUGUAAAGACUAAGUGUGGAUCAAUCAUCUUGAUAUUAAAAACAGUUAUAUUUGUUUUCAGACCUAUAAAUGUUAGCUAGGCAUUAAUAAUAUUACGGGCCACCUGUGAAGAUUCAAGUCCAGGCAUUCAUCUUUCGAACCUGUAAUAUAAUGUUGAAAUUCUUAAAAAUUUAUUUACCAUAUCUGAAUGUCUGAAGGUACGAGCGAUGUUCACAGAUGCGUCGGUGUACAAAACUACAUUGUUGUACACGGCAUGUUACUCCCUACAUUGUAUACCAUAGCGUAGGCAUUUCAAAGGUCUGAUCCAUAGAAUGUAGAAUUUUCUAAUGAUGUUGAUGAAUUUCAUCAAUAACGUGUGAUGAUAAACACUUGUGAAAUUUUUGAAUGAUUCUUAUCAUAUAAUAUUUAUAUGACGGCCAUUAAGUGGCUAUUUUUCUGUGAUAUUCUUAUGGGUCAGGCCCCAUACAUAACUAUAAACAAUAUGCAUAUACAUAUUUAUACUACAACACAGACAAAACGUUGUUAUACUUUUAUUGCAAAAGUUCAGUAUCGUGGAAAACUUUUAUUUUGUAAACCAAUUUAUUAUAUAAAGUAGGUACGGCAGGCGAUUUAUAUUUAUUGCUGACAUGGAAUAAUUAUUGCAAUGCAAUAGCAUAUUUUUGUUGUUAAUUUGGGUUUUGUCUGUGUUAUCUUAUCAAAGUAGGCUCACUCCUUCGUUCCUCAAUUAAGAGAAGAAAAAAUAAUCAGUGUAAAUAUUUGUUUAUAGUGAUUGUGAUUUUUUAACAACACAUAUAUUUUGUACAUAUAUAGAAGGAAAUUCAAACGUCUUUACAGUUGUUUAUGAAAUAUUUGUGUUGUUUUGUAAUGAGCUUCAUGCUCUUUUUAUCCAGAGUAUUAAAAAGGAGUUAGACUGCUUCAUGUAAAUAUUGUAACUCUACAGAAAAUAAAUCUUUUGCUGAAAA
Molecule: messenger RNA, 6016 nt
Organism: Zophobas morio
Lineage: Eukaryota; Metazoa; Arthropoda; Insecta; Coleoptera; Tenebrionidae
Product: nuclear pore complex protein Nup153-like
Exons: 5
Coding region: 110-4966 (1618 amino acids)
Biological process (GO): protein import into nucleus; RNA export from nucleus
Cellular component (GO): nuclear pore
Molecular function (GO): structural constituent of nuclear pore
Source: RefSeq, a predicted model, not a curated record